GGCCAUCCAAGGAUCCCCAAGCGUUGCGUUCUCUAUUUAUUUGACGUUUGACGUUGGGCCGAGCAAGACAGGGAAGAGGAAAUUAUUUCGUGGUGGUUAAAUUCUGAUUUUGUUCGCGUUUUUUGAGUGAAAUUGUGAGAAAUAAUGGCUCCAGGUAAUGCUGAUUGACUAAAUUAUUUAUUCGUAAUUAUAAGCUAGUAAAUUUCGUGUUGAACUUACCUUUGCAUUUUCGAUGUUCCGGCAAGUUGCUAUGACAUAUUUUGGCGAAAAUUUAGUUUUCACUAGUUGUUUGACAAGUCCUAAACCUAAUCCGCGAUUACAUCCAGUUAUUAAAAUCGAUCUCAUUUUUUUAUCGUUUUACCGAAUAAAAUAAAUUAAAACUGCUGAGAUUAGUCAAACACCUUGGCUACUUGCACUUACUCCAGUUUUACUCCUUGGCACUUGAACCGGGUUUUUUUAAAUCAAGAUGGCUGCCAGUUUGUUUUUAAAACCUUUGAUGUCUGUUGAUUUGUGUAAAAUUAUUAAUCUAAAUUUCAUGCUGGUAAAAAAUAUGUCUUCCGUUGUUCUUCCCGCCGCCGUCGUAAAUCCCAUCAAGUAUACCUACGAUCUUGUGGUAAUUGGAGGUGGUUCUGGAGGCUUAGCAGCUGCUAAGGAAGCCGCUUCUCUGGGUGCAAAAGUAGCAGUCUUGGACUAUGUCACACCCUCUCCGGUGGGAACAAAAUGGGGUCUUGGAGGCACUUGCGUCAAUGUUGGCUGCAUUCCCAAGAAGCUCAUGCAUCAAGCAGCUUUACUCGGUGAAGCUAUUCAUGAUUCGAAGAGUUAUGGAUGGACUGUUGGUGAUAAUGUAACACAUGAUUGGUUAACUUUAAAAGAUGGUGUACAGGGACAUAUUAAAUCUGUCAAUUGGGUUACUAGAGUUGAACUCAGAGAUAAGAAUGUUGAGUAUAUCAAUGGUCUAGGUACCUUUGUUGAUGCCAAUACCAUUACCACUGUGGCCGCUAAACCAGGUAAACCAAAAGAGGAGAAAAUCCUUUCAGCCAAAUACUAUUUGAUUGCUGUUGGUGGAAGGCCCAGAUACCCUGAUAUUCCCGGUGCCAUAGAAUACGGUAUUACUAGCGAUGACAUCUUCAGUUUGGGAAAAGCACCUGGAAAGACUGUCAUUAUUGGUGCUGGAUACAUUGGCUUGGAAUGUGCUGGGUUUCUUACAGGCUUGGGAUAUGACACUACUGUGAUGGUUAGGUCUGUACCACUCAGAGGAUUCGACCAGCAAAUGGCUCAGACCGUGGUUGACGAAAUGAAAGAUAAGGGCACCAAGUUUUUGAAUGAAUGCAUCCCAACUAAAGUUGAAAAACUGGAUUCUGGCAAAUUGAAAGUAUCAUGGACCGACAAAGAGAAAAAUACUUUCAGUGACGAAUUUGACACCAUCCUUUUUGCUAUUGGACGUCGUGCUCUUACCAGGGAAUUGAAAACAGAAUUGGCCGGCAUUGAACUGGCUGGAGAUGCGGAAAAAAUCGUCGCAGUUAAUGAGCAGACUAAUGUUCCUCACAUUUAUGCUGUUGGAGAUGUCUUAUAUAAAAAGCCUGAGUUGACCCCAGUUGCCAUUCAUGCUGGUAGAUUGUUAGCAAAAAGAUUAUUUGGCGGUAGCACAGAGACUAUGGAUUACCAGAACAUUGCCACAACUGUAUUCACCCCCUUGGAAUAUGGUGCUGUGGGGCUAAGCGAAGAGUCUGCAGUGGCGAAAUAUGGGGAAGAUGCAGUCGAAAUCUAUCAUGGGUACUAUAAACCAACUGAAUUCUUCAUACCCGGAAAGAAUUUCAGGAACUGCUACCUCAAGGUAGUCUCUCUCGUGGGUCCAGAGCAAAAGGUGUUGGGCAUGCAUUUUAUUGGCCCUCAGGCUGGCGAAGUCAUCCAAGGAUUUGCAGUGGCAAUCAAAUGUGACCUGACUGUGCCGAUCUUGAUGAACACCGUUGGCAUCCACCCGACCAUUGCUGAAGAGUUUACCAGGAUCAAAAUCACUAAGAGGUCUGGACAAGACCCCAAUCCAGCAUCUUGCUGCAGUUAAACUCACUAGCAAUCCGGUAUUUGGGGUGUUUAGUAUUUAUAAUGUUCAUUAUUUUUUAUAAUAAUAUUAUUUAUCAUUUCACAUAAAAUUUUUCAUAGAACCUAAAAAAAAUUAACUAUUUUGUUGAAAUAAAACUCUUAACAUGUCACUGCUAUCUCUACAAGGCGUAACAAACUCCUCAAUGGUGCUUUGUUUCUGGACUUUCUUAUUGCGCCUCUGUGGCCUCUAGAUAGUCUUGCAGCCAUACAUCUUGUUUCUGAUCCUGAUAAAUUUGAACUCCCUGUAUGAUUUUUUUUGUUCCAUAUUAUAUUGCAUUAAUAAUAGUCUACAACUAUUUGAAACGUUCACCAUCUGGCAUUGAUUAGAUGGACUUUGCCCCAAGGAAUUAUUUGCCUUUUCAAACAUUUAUUUUAGUCUGUAUUGGUUACUCAGGUUUGUUUUGCACUUUUAAGUCACUAUUGCGAUUUUUCACGUAACUUUUAUUCAUGAAAAAAAGUAAAUUUACAGGAGUCUGAUCAGAAACAUCUGCACAGUGUUGCAUCUGAAAAGUGUCACUGGCAACAAACACGUUGGACAAUUUUAUUUCAGCAAUAAAAAUGAUGUUAGGUAGUACAAAUAUUUUUUUUCUUUAGUUUUUAGUUUCUAUGAAAUCUUUUAUUAUUCUAGUAAUAUUUUUGAUUUUUGUUAUUUUUGAACGUCACUGUGAUCGCGAAUGAAUGUGAAUCACCGAUUACACUCCUUAUCUUAGAAGUAUUAUGAAUACAUUUGUUUAGUUUUCUGUUUUUUAUGUAAAGAAGAAUUCAUGCACAUCAAGUAUGUCUUUGAGUCACACAAACAUAGAUAUUUGGUGUGUUGUUUUCUUUUAUUAGAAUAUUAAUUUGGUUUAUUCAAUGUUGUUUGAAACAAUUGGUUGCAGUUGUUUGAUUAAAAAAAUGCGGCCCCCAUGAUAUUAUUCAACAUAAGAAGGCAUUACUAUUUUUGUAUUUUGUAUGGUAAUAUUGUUGUAAUUACGGGCUUACUUAAGAAUUUGUUAAUGAGUUUUUCAAAGAUAUUUAAUAAAUUAUACGUAAUUUGAUACUUA
Ceutorhynchus assimilis (cabbage seed weevil) is the source of this 3143-nucleotide messenger RNA. NCBI's taxonomy places the organism in Eukaryota, Metazoa, Arthropoda, Insecta, Coleoptera, Curculionidae. The record is from the annotation of a GenBank genome assembly.